AUGGUCAGAAGCCACUACCCGGACGUGUUCAUGCGCGAGGCGCUGGCGCUGCGCCUGGACCUGGUCGAGUCCCGAGUUCAGGUCUGGUUCCAAAACCGCCGGGCCAAGUGGAGGAAGAAGGAGAACACCAAGAAGGGCCCGGGCCGGCCGGCGCACAACUCGCACCCGACCACGUGCAGCGGGGAGCCGAUGGACCCGGAGGAGAUCGCUCGAAAGGAACUGGAGAAGAUGGAGAAGAAGAAACGCAAGCACGAGAAAAAACUGCUCAAGAGUCAGAGCCGCCACCUGCACUCGCCCGGUGGCCUGUCCCUGCACAGCGCGCCCAGCUCCGACAGCGACAGACAGGCGCCGCCAACGCGCCUCUUUACAAAAGCAGAGCACAUUUGUUCUAAUAGGGUCCGCGUCCCCAGGGGACCCUUCCGGGGCUUCAGGACAUCUGCAGCGAAGAAAUAUUAG
Molecule: messenger RNA, 456 nt
Organism: Cricetulus griseus (Chinese hamster)
Lineage: Eukaryota; Metazoa; Chordata; Mammalia; Rodentia; Cricetidae
Source: RefSeq, a predicted model, not a curated record